AUGGCGACCAACAACAGCACCACCACCACAGCAGCACCACCACCGCCGCCGACAAAGAACCUCUACAUCUGCAUCGAAUGCUCGUACCCCGUGCAGUCGCUCUACACCGCCUACUCCUCGGCCGACGACCGGUCGCUGGGCCGCGGCGUGCGCCUCACGCAGUGUCCGCGCUGCAAGCGCUUCGCCGACAAGUAUGUGGAGCAUGACUUUGUCGUGCUGUUUAUUGAUCUCGUGUUGAUUAAGCCGCAGGUAUAUAGACAUCUGCUGUUCAACCGUCUCGGCCGGCAGGACGACAAGUUUGAACCGUCCAUAAUACGACUCGGGAUACUACUGCUCCUCUUCGACGUAUACCUGACAUGGGCGCGCAUCGAGAAGGAAAUCCCCCAAGACCCAUUCAACACCUUCGGCAUCCUCACAAAGCAGCCAAUCGUAGUCCAAUACAUGUUCUUCCUCCUCCUCUGCCUCACCGAAUCGCUCCUCUUCCACCUAACCAUCCGCCUCCUCUCGCGCUUCCUCCUCGGCUUCACGCGCCCCAACUCGGUCUCGACCGCGCUGCUCGUCUCGUCGUGCACAAAGCUCUUCCCCAUCCUCAUGGUCAUCUGGGAGUACGACGUGCCCGCCGCCGCCAAGUCCGUCGGCUGGGCCGUCGUCGUCAACAACGUCGAGGCGCUGCGCAUCCUGCUCGGCGUCGACUAUGUGAGGGCCGCGGGACUGGCGGGCGCGGGCGCGGUGGUCAGGGCCACGGCGAGUCAGGGCAUACUGGCGUGGACGGGCUUGCUGGGGAGGGAGAGUAAGUGGGGUGUUAUUGGCCUGGAGGAGUGGGUGGCGAGGUUGGGGUUGGGGAAGUAG
Molecule: messenger RNA, 849 nt
Organism: Morchella importuna
Lineage: Eukaryota; Fungi; Ascomycota; Pezizomycetes; Pezizales; Morchellaceae
Exons: 4
Coding region: 1-849 (282 amino acids)
Biological process (GO): sphingolipid metabolic process; regulation of plasma membrane sterol distribution; sterol metabolic process
Cellular component (GO): Golgi apparatus; cortical endoplasmic reticulum
Source: RefSeq, a predicted model, not a curated record